Sinocyclocheilus grahami is the source of this 4976-nucleotide messenger RNA. Its product is annotated as T-lymphoma invasion and metastasis-inducing protein 2-like. Gene Ontology annotation, biological process: activation of GTPase activity; small GTPase-mediated signal transduction. Bases 345 to 4976 code for a protein of 1543 amino acids. Gene Ontology annotation, molecular function: guanyl-nucleotide exchange factor activity; protein binding. NCBI's taxonomy places the organism in Eukaryota, Metazoa, Chordata, Actinopteri, Cypriniformes, Cyprinidae. The record is from RefSeq and is a predicted model, not a curated record. The transcript is spliced from 27 exons.
AGAGAGAACGACAUGUACUUGCCCUGGAAGAUUAUGUCUUAUAGAAGGAUUUGUUUUCUGAAGAUAAUAUUGUCUAAUGACAAUUAGUAAUUGCCCAAUAGUUGUCUUCAUUUCAGCCGCAAUGAGCGAUGGAGAGAAAGAGAGAGAGGAACAGCUGUGGUAGAGAGACAGUGAAGGGAGGAGGAUCUCAGUGAGAGUCAGAUGCUGCACCAGGCAGGAGCAGACAGAAGUCAGCCAUAGACAACGUUGGAAAAAGAGGAUGGCCAGUGUAAAGGAAUAUGUCUAAAAGAAAUAUGAAGGAAUAUCUUUGUAUGCUCUGACAACUGGCUGUAUUACAGAUCAGAAUGGGAAAUACAGAUAGUCAGUAUAGCAAUUCCAUCAUCCCUGGUAAGGGAAAAUCUAGCUCCUUGAAGAUGCACACCUCAAAAGAGGAGGCACUUUCCCCACGUUCUUGGUGGAGGAGCACUGAAAGCACCUCUGGAUACAAGGCCAAAAAUUUAUUUUCACCACACAAGAACAGCCAACCUUACAUCUCCCGCCAUUAUGACUGCAUUAAAGGGGGAUCUAGUGACAAAGUACGUUCAGAAAGACACAAUGACAACCAUUUAUUCCAGGGAAAUGGAUUCUUUGUAGGCUACAGACAACAGACUGGAGGCCUCCAGGCCCCUAUGAAGAGCACCAGUUCUGAGAUUAAAGACAGUAAGAGCAGUCCCAAAGUUCUUUUUCGUGAGGAUGGAAGUCUGAGGGUAGAGUUUACCAAUGCACGGAGGGAGCCGGAUGUUGCGCUGUCUUUGGGCAGCUGUCUCAGUGGACCUGUUGAUGCUACCCAAAGGGCCAGUAAUGGGAGCUCUCUUAGCUCUGAGGGUUCAUGGUAUGACUCACCCUGGGGGAAUGGGACAGAAGAUCUGUGUGAUAAUGUCUUCACCACCGGCCAACCUUCGGACAACAGUAGUGGAUAUACCACACUCUCAUCCACACGCACUGUAGAUUUUGGAUGUUUUAAUGGUUACAAUACAGAACAAUCUGAGAACCAUAUGAGUAACCUCACCUGCCAAGCCACAGUUCUUGGCAGUCAGUAUGCAAGCAGUGAUUGCAAUAGUAAUGGGUACAAUGCUAACCGAGCUGAGGAAGACAGUGUUAUUGGAGACUCUGUGUUCCUUAAUUUGGAACAUAAUGGAUUAUCCGACCUUUACGCAAACCCCAACAUGACUGUGCCAUUCCCUACCGAGAGCAUCCUAGCGGUGGAUCAGCUUGAGGACACUCCUCAGCUCCAAACCUCACUGACCGCUUCCCUGGAUGUGAACUCUCAGGAUGAGAGUCAGAAAACCCAGAAUUACACCUCACAAACCCUGCCAUGCAGAAAAGCAGUUCCUGAUGGCAAUACAAGGAAGGACUUGCUCAAGAGUCGCAUCCGCCGCCUCAGCGAUUGGACAGGAAGUCUAAGCAGGAAGAAGCGAAGGCUGCAGGAACCAAGUACUCUGGACUUUACAGAGGUCAUCAGCUGUGGAGCUGGGGGCACACUAGAGGAGUCCAGACCAUUUUGGAAUCCCAUGUCCUCCCAAACACAGCUGGACUGCUCUGGUUCCUCAAUGGGCCCAUUUGGGCAGCAGAACCAGGGUGCGGCCUUGAGGCAGAACAUCUAUGAGAACUUUAUGCAGGGCCUAGAGACUGGCAGCAGCAGUGGAACUGCUGAUGGACUCCAGGUCUGGGAGGGUGAAGGAGAAAGCAGCAGUGGCUCAAUGGGCUCCUUGGAGCAAAUGGACUUCCUGUUUGAGAAGGAGCAAGGUGUUGUGCGGAGGGCUGGUUGGUUGGCUUUUAAGCCCCUCAUUACCCUCCACAAGGACCGCAAACUGGAGCUGGUAGCAAGACGCAAGUGGAGGCAGUAUUGGGUCACGCUCAAAGGCAGCACACUUUUGUUGGGUGAAUCUGAUGGAAAGAUCUCCCCUGAGCAGGAAUGCACACCACAUUACGCAGUGCUUGCCGAGGACAGUAUUGUGCAGGCAGUUCCUGAGCAUCCCAAGAAAGAGCAUGUCUUCUGCCUCAGCAAUGCCUAUGGAGAUGUCUAUCUCUUUCAGGCUGCUAAUCAAACAGACCUGGAGAACUGGGUGACGGCCAUCCAUUCUGCCAGCGCAUCACAUUUAGCUAAGCGUCAGGGGAAGGAGGACACUCUGCGUUUGCUGAAGAGCCAGAGCAGAGCUCUUCUGCAGAAGAUCGACAUGGAUGGCAAAAUGAAGAAGAUGGCAGAGCUGCAGCUGUCCGUCAUCAGCGACCAGAAGAACAGGAAGGCUAUUGAGAGCCAGAUCCUGCAAUGGGAACAGAACCUGGAGAAGUUUAACCUAGAGCUCUUCCGCAUGCGCUGUUACCUGGCUAGCUUGCAGGGCACAGAGCUGCCCAAUCCAAAAAGCCUGCUAGCCACUGCUGGACGCCCGUCUAAAAUGGUGCUAGGUCGUCUGGGAAUUUUCUCUGUCUCGUCCUUUCAUGCGCUGAUAUGCACUCGUGAUGAAGCCACCCUGAAGAGACGAUCUCGCUCUCAUCCUCGAGGUAUGCGGAACAAACGAGGACUGCUCUUUUCUUCACAGAAGGGAUUAGACAGUCUGACCAAACGCAACCAUGAAAAGAGACAGUCUCUGUCCCAGCAGAAGUUGGAUGUCUUUACCAAAAUGCAUGUAACAGCGCCUCCUGAAGGUAACCCGUGGGACUGCAGUCUGGAAAGCCGGGUGUACGUGCUCAUGCCCGACAGUCAGGUCGUCAGUGUGCCAGUCAAACAGGACUCUCUGGUUGCUGAUGUUCUCUCAUUGGCCUGCAAGGCAAAGCAGCUUGACCCAGCUCUGCACUGCCUGCACACGAGGAGACAUUUGGGACAAGAUGUGGAGAGAAGUACUCCAGUGCCCACAGACCAGCUGAGGACCCUGGUCUAUGAUGAACUGGAAGUUUGGCCUCUCAAUGUGUUGACCAUAAACAUGUCCCGGCCGGACACAACUAUAGACUUUGGUUUUGCGGUCACAGGUCAUGUGGAUGGUGCCAGGAGAAGUCAUGUGUAUGUGAGCGAGGUGAAUCCUGAAGGCCUGGCGUUUAUUAGAGGUCUGAAAGCUGGAGACGAGAUCUUGACUCUUAAUGGUGUGAGUGUGGCCUCUCUUGACCUCGGCCUCAUGCAGAGCUUCUUCAGCCAACAAGAGCUCCGUCUCAUCCUCAGACGCGAGGAUAACAGCGCAGACGACCAAAGCUCCGUCUGGCCAGACUGUUUUGCGGUCACAGGUCAUGUGGAUGGUGCCAGGAGAAGUCAUGUGUAUGUGAGCGAGGUGAAUCCUGAAGGCCUGGCGUUUAUUAGAGGUCUGAAAGCUGGAGACGAGAUCUUGACUCUUAAUGGUGUGAGUGUGGCCUCUCUUGACCUCGGCCUCAUGCAGAGCUUCUUCAGCCAACAAGAGCUCCGUCUCAUCCUCAGACGCGAGGAUAACAGCGCAGACGACCAAAGCUCCGUCUGGCCAGACUGUUACCCCAGUGAACCUGAUCAACCCCAACCUCCUCAGGGCGACAUCAUUCACCUGGAGCAGUGGACCACAGAUCCAGCUCAAGAGCAGGAAUUUCCCGAGGGCUCUGCGACGCCUGCUUUGGAGGAGCUGAACGAUAAGGCCGAGUGGGGCGAAAAGUAUAGUACAUGUAUAGAGGAGAGGUCUGAGGUCAUGUGUCGGGUGGUGGGACAGAACAGUGCAGGAGGAGAUGAAGAGGAAUUCUGUGCGCUCUUCCCGCUGUCAUCUCUCCGUCAGACCCUCAAGGAGAUGUUGGUGGGACUGCUGGAUGACGUGAGCGUGUGUGGGAGGUGUGAGUGUAUCUCACUGAACUCAGAGAUGGUGUGUAAUCUCUACCAGACCUUCCCUGAAGUCUCCGUUCUUGUGCCAGAGGGCCACAGGAACCCUUACUCCACUGAAAAUGCCCAUGCCAGAUCCUCUCCCCGUCACAUGUCCGUCACAGAGCGCCUGCGCAUGGUCAUUCAAGAGCUGGUGGACACCGAGAAAUCUUAUGUCAAGGACCUUGGAUCUCUAUUUGAGAUCUAUCUGAAGCCAUUACAAAGAGAAACCUUCCUCAGUCAUGAUGAGAUGGAGUCUCUGUUCGGCAGCCUGCCAGAGAUGCUAGACUUCCAGAGGGUUUUCCUACAAACCCUAGAGCAGAGGACAACUUCCUCACCAGACUACCAUGCACUAGAGACUCCAGAGAAACUCAAGAAACUCCUCUUCUCCCUGGGUGGCUCUUUCUUAUACUAUGCAGAUCACUUCAAGCUUUACAGCGGCUUCUGUGCCAAUCACAUUAAGGUGCAGAAAGUUCUCAAAAGAGCAAAAACAGACUGGGCAUUCAAAGAGUUCCUGGAGGCGAGAAACCCCACCAAACAGCACUCGUCCACCCUGGAGUCGUACCUCAUUAAACCCGUGCAGAGAGUUCUGAAGUACCCGCUGCUGUUGAGGGAGCUGGUGUCUCUCACCGACCCCGAGAGCGACGAGCACAGCCACCUCACAGAGGCAUUAAAGGCCAUGGAGAAGGUGGCCAGUCACAUAAAUGAGAUGCAGAAGAUCUACGAGGACUACGGCACAGUGUUCGAUCAACUAGUAGCAGAGCAGAGUGGCCCUGAGAAGGAGGUCACGGAGAUCUCCAUGGGAGAGUUCAUCAUUCACAGCUCAGCACUCUGGCAAAACCCUCUGCCCUCUUUGGGCCGCAUGAGAAAAGACCCUGAACUCACCCUCUUCGUCUUCAAGAGUGCACUCAUUUUGGUGUAUCGGGAAAGCAAGUUAAAGAAAAGAAUGACGUCUUCACGACCCGGGGAUCUGGAUCCUUUUAAAUUCCGCUGGCUCAUUCCUGUUUCAUCCCUUCAGGUCCGACCUGGAAAUUCAGCAGGGUCAGAGAACCCCUGUGUUUGGGAGGUUGUUCACACAAAAUCUGAAGUGGAGGGACGACCAGAGAUGUCCUUUCAGCUCUGCAGCAGGUAA